Cyclopterus lumpus (lumpfish) is the source of this 1706-nucleotide messenger RNA. Its product is annotated as beta-1,3-galactosyltransferase 2. Lineage: Eukaryota; Metazoa; Chordata; Actinopteri; Perciformes; Cyclopteridae. The transcript has a single exon. Gene Ontology annotation, cellular component: membrane. The coding region runs from base 94 to 1053 and encodes 319 amino acids. The record is from RefSeq and is a predicted model, not a curated record. Gene Ontology annotation, molecular function: N-acetyl-beta-D-glucosaminide beta-(1,3)-galactosyltransferase activity.
GGCCUGCACCGACACUAACGCGGCGUGACUUCCGGGUGCAUUCGGGCUGGUCUCGGUGUGCCAGGACCGCGGAGUGAGCGGCUCCGUGGGGCCAUGAUGACGACUCGCCUCUGGAGGUUAGUGAAGUUACUCGCCGUCACGGCCGCGCUCGUGCUGUCUGCUCACGUCCUACUGAGUCGAGUGAGGCCAAAGCCAAGUCCCCUUUCUGCGGGGGAAUACCGACUCAUAGCCCCUGAAACGUACGAGUAUGUCCUCAACCAGCCCGCUGCGUGCGGGCACGGAAGCGCAGCCCCUUUCCUGGUCUUAAUGGUCCCAGUUGCCCCCCCGGAGGCCGCGGCGAGGGAGGCCGUCCGGAAAACAUGGGGCGCUCCGGGUCAGGACACCCUCACUCUGUUCUACUUGGGACUCCCCGAGGGGGGGCGGGGCUCGAGGGUCCAGGCCGCGCUGGAGGAGGAGAGCAGGACCCGUGGGGACAUCAUCCAGGUGAACUUCCAGGACAGUUACCAGAACCUGACGAUCAAGACCAUGAUGAUGAUGAACUGGCUGGCCACCCACUGCCCGAACGCCUCCUACGUCAUGAAGGUGGACGCCGACUCCUUCGUGAACAUCUUCUACCUCCUCGGAAGACUCAGGAGCUCCCCCGGGCGGGGCUUCAUCACGGGGUCGGUGAUCAGCGACGGCCGGCCGAGGAGGGACAUGCGCAGCAAGUGGCGCGUGUCGGAGGAGCUUUACCCGGACAGCAGCUUCCCCCCGUACGUGUCCGGGGCCGGGUACGUCUUCUCCGGCGACCUGGCCCCCAGGAUCUCCUGGGCGUCCCGGUUCGUGAAGGUGAUCCCCCUGGAGGACGUCUACGUGGGUCUGUGUCUGCGGGUGCUUGGCGUCCGGCCGGUGUACUCCCUCGGCCUGCCGACCUUCAGGAACCUGUUUGAAGUUCGACAUCUGGAGUACGACAGGUGUGCCUUCGCCCAGCUGGCCCUCGCCAACGGGUUCAAGCCCCGCCAGCUGCUGCACAUGUGGCAGGACUUCUCCAAGGGCCGCAGCAGCUGCAGCUGACACACAGGGCCUCUCAAUGUACACGAGCAAUUAUGAAACGCAUGUUAUAUGAAUGCUGUAAAGGAAGGGAAGCCAUAAGACAGCGGUGUGUACUUUUAGUUAUCAGGGAGUAUUACAAAUAUGUACAGGGGUGUAAAAGAACGUUUUCAAACCAGUUUGUCAAUGAAUCAAUCAGCGACGCUUUGGAAGUGGUUCUCAGCCAUCCUGCUCUUCACAUGUUCAGAUGUCUUUUGUGUGACCCACAUCUUCAGUUUGUGCUCAUCAGACCUGUGGAUGCACAGGUCCAGGUUCACCGCCAUGGUAAAGAAUGUAGCUCUUAAAUAGUUAGACGAUUUGCUGUUUUAUUUUAUUUUUUGUUUUAUAUACAUAUAUAUAUAUACACACACUCUUCUGGCAGAGUGACGAUGAGCUGACUAAAACUAAACUGUUCAUACUGUUGUCUAUGAAAUGUCAGGAAGCAGUGAAACGUAUCAUCAAAGACCUCACACCUCCUGCAACUGAAUACCUAUGAGACCAAAGGUUUGGGAAUUAGUCUCAUAAUCAUAAUAGUCGUUUUCUUUUUGACUUAUUUGUUUGGUCUUUGGGCUAAUCAAUCGGGUGUUUCAGCUCGAAUUGUUAAUGAAGGUAUAGCUGUUAGAGAAAGUCUGUCUCAG